Trichomycterus rosablanca is the source of this 3641-nucleotide messenger RNA. RefSeq names its product ral guanine nucleotide dissociation stimulator-like. Bases 1076 to 3619 code for a protein of 847 amino acids. The record is from RefSeq and is a predicted model, not a curated record. Gene Ontology annotation, molecular function: guanyl-nucleotide exchange factor activity. The transcript is spliced from 17 exons. Gene Ontology annotation, cellular component: plasma membrane. Gene Ontology annotation, biological process: Ras protein signal transduction; positive regulation of GTPase activity. NCBI's taxonomy places the organism in Eukaryota, Metazoa, Chordata, Actinopteri, Siluriformes, Trichomycteridae.
UAGUGAUCCAGCACCUAUAGUUUAGGCAGCAUCUGCAUUUCGGGUCUCGCUUUGUGUCUUCUUGAGCUGGUCUUGUCAAGAGCAACGUCAUGGAAGCCUGGUGACCCAGUGACCCAGUACUCAAGCUACAAACCAGAUUUGAGACAUCCAGUCAGAAGAGCGAGGUUGGGAAUCUUCAGCUUUAAUGUGAAAGCCUGGUGCACAUGUCCAGAACGAUCAGUUUCGGUCCGUUUCAGACUUUCAGGAGCCUGCUGACCUAGUGACCCAGUGUCCAGAGUCGAGCCACCAUCGAUCCGCAUCCGCUGGCAUAGAAGAGCACAGGGUCUAAUGAGCAGGACCAGACAUUCAAUGAAAAUGUUCAGACUUCAUUUGAACCCUAAACGAGCGACGUCUCACUGUUUCAGACGUCUGGAAGCCUGGUAACCCUGGUGUCUACAGUCCAGACGUUUACCGAAGCACUUUUGAAAGCACAUCUGAUCUUCAUCUGAGCUCCAGCAUCACCUGCACGCUCCUGUCGGUGGAGUUAUACUGGCCACCAGUCAGCAGGUCCAUCAGGUAGAAGUAAAACCAGAUGCUGGAUCGUCCACGCGGUCCGGCAGGUUUUAUUAGGUGUCGUCGCAUCUAAAACUGGUCACCAAGACUGACGGAACGAUCGCCACACCCUCCGUGAUUCGAACUCACAACCUUCUGUUUUUCAACUGUCCAUUUCAAGAUAGAUUGGAUGAGUGGAACUAAAUAAACACUUUAGAGGACUAAACCUCACAACCUCCCGUUCCUUAGUUACCGUCCCCGCUGUCCCGUUUUUCGUUCGUACGGCAGUUGGUCCUGCGCCACAGGGUGCACAAGAGACAAGAGACGUUCUGGGAUUUGGAGUGGACGACCUCUGAUGACCUCCGAUGACCUCUGAUGACACAGGCCGAAGCGUGUUUCGGAGAGCGUGUUUGGAUUCGGAUUUACCGCGCGUCGCCCCCCUGAGUACGAGCCGCCGGGAUACGAGACGGGAUUCGCCGAAAUCCUGCCGGACUGGACGAUCUAAGAAGGAGGACGGAGCGAUGAACCCUGGGUGGUGCUGACGAUGAUGAUGAUGCUGGAUACGCAGAAUGCGACUCAGGAGCUGGGCGAGGAGGUGGAGGACGGCGCCGUGUUCUCCAUCUCGGUGAGGCGGGUGCAGGUACAGCCGUCGGUCAGCAAGGGGCAGCGCUGGCUGGGCGUGGACUCGGACUCGGCGCUGAGUCUGUACGAGACCAGCAAGCUGCGCACCAUCAAGGCGGGGACGCUGGAGAGACUGGUGGAGUACAUGGUGUCCUCGUUCAGGGAGAACGACUCCACCUACGUCACCAUCUUCCUCUGCACCUACCGCACCUUCUCUACCACCAACCAGGUCCUCGACCUCCUGCUCAACAGGUACGCCAAACUGCAGCACCUCCCGGGGUCAGAGGGCAGGAAACUCAGCCACGACGAACGGACCGAGCUCAGGAACACCAUCUCGUCCAUCCUGGGCGCGUGGUUGGACCAGUACUCGGAGGACUUCUGGAAGCCGCCGGAGUACAGCUGCCUGAGACGCCUCAUCUCGUACCUGCACGUGAAUUUCCUCGGGUCGGACCUGGAGCGCCGCGCCUGUAACCUGCUGGCUCAGUUCCACCGCCGGUCCCAGCAGGAACCUGAGCCUGAGGUCCUGGACCACGGGCCGUAUACCUUCUCUCUCCUGGAGGAGAACGGCUACGACGACGAUCGGCUGGACUUCCUGAGCUUCGACCCCACCGUGGUGGCCGAGCAGUUCACCCUGAUGGAUGCGGAGCUGUUUAAGAAGGUGGUCCCGUACCACUGUUUGGGCAGCAUCUGGUCUCAGAGGGAUAAGAAAGGGAAGGAACACUUGGCGCCCACCAUCCGCGCCACCGUCAGUCAGUUCAACUGCGUGACGAACUGCGUGAUCUACACCUGCCUGAGCGAACGGACGCUCAAAUACACCCAGAGGGCCAAAGUGCUGGAGCGCUGGAUCGAGGUGGCACGGGAGUGUCGUAUCCUGAAGAACUUCUCGUCCCUGAGAGCGAUCCUGUCUGCGCUGCAGUGUAACGCCGUGCACCGGCUCAAGAGGACGUGGGACGAGGUGUCUCGGGAGAACGUGCGCAUCUUCCACGAGCUCUCGGAGAUCUUCUCUGAUGAGAACAACCACUCGCUCAGCAGGGAGCUGCUCAUCAAGGAGGGAACGUCCAAAUUCGCCACGCUGGAGAUCAACCCGAAACGAGCCCAGAAGAGACAGCAGCAGCCCAGAGACCUGAGUGUGAUGCAGGGCACCAUACCUUACCUGGGCACCUUCCUCACAGAUCUAGUGAUGAUGGACACCGCCAUGAAGGACUACGUAGACGGCGGUCUGAUCAACUUCGAAAAGAGGAGGAAGGAGUUCGAGGUGAUCGCUCAGAUCAAGCUGCUGCAGUUGGCGUGUAAUAACUACAACUUCAGGAGGAACGGGCGCUUCAGGGAGUGGUUCAGCACGGUGGAGAAGCUCUCCGAGGCCGAGAGCUACAGCCUAUCGUGUGAGAUCGAGCCGUUGUCCGAGUCGGCGUCCAACACCCUGAAGGCCAAGAAGAACACGGGGAUCAUCAAGCGCUGGAGCGAUCGGCAGCCGGUGGGUUCGUCGGAGGCGAGCUGCAGCAGCGCAGGAAGCUCCCACUCCAAAUCCUUCGACCAGUUACGCUACCCGUCGUGUCUGAGCGGGGGAGGAGGAGCCGAGAGGGAAGGAGGACGAGGAGGGGAACGAGGAGGAGAACGAGGAGGGGAACGAGGAGGAGAACGAGGAGGAGAACGAGGAGGGGAACGAGGAGGAGAACGAGGAGGGGAACGAGGAGGAGAACGAGGAGGAGAACGAGGAGGGGAACGAGGAGGAGAACGAGGAGACGACUCUCUCAGCGUCACCUCCGCCGGCUCCAGCAGCUCGGACGUGGAGGAGAUCAACAUCAGCUUCAUCUCAGAUUCGCCCGACACGCACGAGAAAAAGACGUCCACGCCGUGUGUUAAACACUCACACUCUACAUUAGGGAAGUGCGGCCCCAUGGGAGAUCUGACACCCACGUUCUGGGAGUCCACGUCCCUCUCGUCCCUGGACGCAGCGUCCGGUUCUGGUUCCAGCAGCGCCUCGUCCUCCUCGGUCUCCUCCACCCCUCAUACGUCCACCCCGCACUCGUCCUCCCGCUCACACAAGCGCUCGGUGUCGGGAGUGUCCAGCUACUCGUCCCUGUCGCUGCCCCUCUACAACCAGCAGGUGGACGACUGCUGCAUCAUCAGGGUCAGCCUGGACGUGGAGAACGGGAACAUGUACAAGAGCAUCCUGGUAACGAGUCAGGAUAAAACACCUGCAGUGAUCAGGAAGGCGAUGGUGAAACACAAUCUGGACCGUGAGAGACCCGAGGAUUACGAACUAGUGCAGAAGAUUAGUGAGGAGAAAGAGCUGAAGAUUCCCGACAACGCCAACGUUUUCUACGCCAUGAACUCGUCGGCCAACUACGACUUCGUCCUGAAGAAGCGCGGCUUCCCCCGAGCGAGCCGCACCAAACACGUCGCCAGCUCCACCCUGCCGCGCAUGAAACAGAAAGGCCUGAGAAUCGCUAAGGGCAUCUUCUGAACUAGCACUCCCAGGAUGCCUC